Molecule: messenger RNA, 849 nt
Organism: Teleopsis dalmanni
Lineage: Eukaryota; Metazoa; Arthropoda; Insecta; Diptera; Diopsidae
Product: ryncolin-1-like
Exons: 3
Coding region: 5-757 (250 amino acids)
Source: RefSeq, a predicted model, not a curated record
CAAAAUGUUAACCAUAAACUUGAGCAUCUUAAUAAUUUCACUAUUCGCAUUUUGUGCAGUUAUCGGAGUCAAUUCACAUAACGUUAAUUUUGGAGACUUACCUUCGAGCUGUGCUGAAGCAUUACACUAUUCCAAACGUAGUGGCAUUUAUCAACUUUAUUUACCUGAAUCUGGACUUAAACCAUUUUAUGCAUAUUGUUUGAAAGAUCCAAAUAAUGGUCCAGGUUGGACAAUUGUUCAAAGACGUCAGGAUGGUUCUAUAAACUUCUAUCGUAACUGGAUUGAUUAUAAGUUUGGGUUUGGUAAUCUGGAAGGCGAAUAUUUUAUUGGAUUGGACAAAUUGCAUGCUUUGACAAAUAAUGGAGUUCAAGAGUUAUGGUUCCAAUUUGAAGAUUUUGAAAAUGCAACUCGUUCUGCACAUUAUACUAGUUUUGCUAUUGAUGACGAAAAUUCCAAAUACGCAAUAAAUAUGGUUGGUAAAUUUUAUGGUGAUGCAGGAGACUCUUUCACUGUUCACGCUGGUUCAAAGUUCUCAACAAAAGAUAACGAUAAUGACAGUUCGGCCAAAAAUUGUGCACAAACUUACACCGGAGCUUGGUGGUACUAUGAUUGUCAUAGAAGCAAUUUAAAUGGACAGUACUUACGUGGAUCGUACUCUAAAGAUCAAUACGCACAAGGUAUUAACUGGUUUACCUGGCAUGAAUAUUAUUAUUCACUUAAAUAUACUCACAUGGCCAUUCGUCCCGCAAGCAAUUAACUUUGUUGAGCAGAGAACAGUUGUUAAGAAUCAAUAAAUUGUCAUUUAUAAUACAAUAAAAAUUAACCUAUUUAUAUUAUUGGAAAAAAACA